UUCUCAGCAUACAUACCCCUAAGAUGGAUUUGAUGUUCGUUCCCAGGAUGACAUAAUCAACAGACAUGUUCAACCUCAGGCUCGUCCAUCUGCAUUAACUUAAUCCAUUCUGCAUGAGUACAAAAGGGUACUUCGCGUUUCCUCCUUCAACUCCGGGCACAUCAAAAUCAUCAUACCCCGCAUUUAUACCCCAGUCCCCCAAUACCAAAGAGACACUCGUUGACAAAAGUGGACCUGAGAAAGGGGACGAGACGCGUAGCGAGAAACCACCACACGAUGAAGAUCGUAUCAAUCGACUUCACAAGGAACGGGAGCUCAUAGAAAUGAGCGAAAUAGAGUGGGUUCGAGGCGGCGGAGUUCUGCGCGACGCACAAGGGCGGCGCGAUAAAGCCCGUACGGAACGCAUUCGCGCAGAGCUCAAGCUACAAGAAGAAGAAAAGGCAAAAAUGGGUAGAUGGAAAGAGUACGACGAUCGGUGGAAGGCACUGGCCGCGUCAGAUAAGGCUCUCGCAUUCGCAGAUAUCCCAUGGCCGCUCCGGACAGCGCCUUCCCCCACAGAUACCGACGCUUUCACGCUACCUGCGAUUUCAGAGUUUCUGUUCGAGUCUCUUUCUGUCCGGAGUAACACGGUCACGAAGAAGAGUAGGAUCCGCAGCUCGAUAUUGCGGUGGCACCCUGAUAAGAGCUCAUUGGUUGUUGGCAGGGUUGUGGCUGAUGACGUGGAUGCUGUUCGAGAAGUAAUACCGUGUAACAAAAUACAUGCCUUACUAGCAUUCUGCGAACGAAUGACGUUGAGGUUAACGUUGAAUUCAACGCGUAGUACAGAACUCAACAUGUGUACGUACGUACACGAGGCUUGUGCAUGUACGAUUGCGCUGCGUUGUACACAGCUGCCUGUUAAGUAUCUCGACUCCUUCACUUCCCUCCGUCUCAUAUUCCCUCUGACCUAUCUAACCCACCCGACCAAAAUGCCCUCUCCGCCGCUCAAGGAUUUUUUUCAAGGAUUUCCAUCUAAGCAAAGUAUUCGCAGUUCGAUUGAGGCGCCUCGCAGAGAAAGGACGUACACAACACAGUUCGACAAUCACCCACCAUGAUGGCAAUUACUCCAUUCCUGCAGAUAUCCGAGUCCCUGUUCACCCUGGUUCUCUGGCCAGGAAUCCAGGUCUCGAAGUCACCAUCAAUAUUUCCUCCACCACAU
Suillus subalutaceus is the source of this 1198-nucleotide messenger RNA. RefSeq lists its product as uncharacterized. Lineage: Eukaryota; Fungi; Basidiomycota; Agaricomycetes; Boletales; Suillaceae. Bases 114 to 1094 code for a protein of 326 amino acids. The transcript has 3 exons. The record is from RefSeq and is a predicted model, not a curated record.